CAAACGCCGUGGGUCUUCCCGGAGAAGUUUCGGUACCAGCACUAAGUUGGCGGUUGCCAUGACUGCAAGUUCAGGCUGGGCCCCGGAGGGAAGUGACGAGCGGGGCUGUUGUUGGGACACGUGACUGGAGCUGCGCUGAUCUGUUUUGACAAGCAGCAGGGAGGGAAGUGAGGCGGCGGAGGCAGACAGUAGCAUCACGACUAGCAGGACUGACUGUUCCUUUAAUCCGCAUUUCGCCUGAACAUUAUCAGAUAGUUGUCUCGCGCAGGAGCCUGGUGACCCAGCUCGCUCGCGCUGAAGUACGGAGAGCUGCUCGGUGCGGGCUCGCGGCAGACGUUGCCGUCGUCAGUGAAGCGUUCGGUCGGAGUCGGUGUUGUUUGUUGUUGUCGGUUUGCAAAAGUUUUAAUGAAGACCACAAAGGAAGUCAGCGCAGGCGGCGUUUCCAGCGAGAAGUAAAUGGCGAAGGGUCGACCUCGAAAGCGGACCAAAUUCGUUUGACAACAUUUAGUCAUUUUGUGACUAUAAUGAUAGGCUAAAAUUUGUAUUGCUGUAGCUCCCCCUCCGAAUGGAAAUAAAAAACCCAUACAGAGACCGUUUGUAGCUGGGCUGAGCUACGUUACAGGAGCUGAGAUGUUUGGACGGUGAACCAACAUUAACGAAAGGGUUAGUUGGUCGAGUUUUUUUUUUCUUCUGUGUUGCUAGCUGCACUGCUGAGUUAGCAAGCCUCCGAAGCGGUGGUAUCAACAUUACACAAGCUGUGGGGGGCACUGCGAAAUGAAUCUCGACUUAACUAUGAUUCAGGUGGCGGAAUCCGAGACGAGCUGAGGAAGGAGCCAGCUUGCUAGUUGGAUUACUAGUUCACAGAUUGGUUACUCGCUAGCAAGCAGCUUGACAACUCGUUUGUCCGACGCUCCGAGUAUCAGCUGUCUUUGUGUGAGUUGGAGAACACAGUGCGACUCGAUGGAAGCGUACCGGAGCAUGCUAACAAAGCAAGGCUUUGUUGUUGGAUAGGGGUUGGGGGGGCAGUUGGCACUGACACGCAGGCUUUACAGCUGAUAUCGUCGCUUAGCUAAUACAGCAGGUCGCUGGGGCCAGAGGGGCUCUUUUUUUUCCUUUUUCUUUUUUUUUUUUUUUUUUAUUUAAGGGGAGCCGUUUGGGGGGUUCCAGGCACCGUCGUGUUGCUGUCAAAGCAAGCUGCGCGUGACACAGAAAGACGACCCUGAAGUCAACCAGAUGACACUGGACAACAUGAAGCCCGAGCGAGAUGCGACAGAGGAGUUUUUCGAGUACGAUGCCGAGGAGUUCCUGGUGUUCCUGACCUUGCUGAUCACAGAGGGAAGGACACCGGAGUAUUCGGUGAAAGGCAGGACUGAGGGGCUGCACUGCCCCCCGGCUCAGUCAGGCAUGCCUCCUCUCCACAAGCAUGAAUGCAGCGACAAACUGCCUCAGUGCCGACAAGCCAGGCGAACCCGUUCGGAGGUGAUUCUGCUUUGGAGAAACAACAUCCCUAUCAUGAUCGAGGUCAUGCUGUUGCCAGACUGUUGCUAUGGUGAUGAGUGUCCCCCAAGUGACCCAAUCAGUGACCCAGUCAUCAAACAAGAUGCUUUGCUGUUGGAGAGGUGGACCCUACAGGCUGUUCCAAGACAAAGCGGCGAUCGUUUCAUUGAAGAGAAAACUCUGCUGUUGGCUGUACGAUCUUACGUCUUCUUCUCCCAGCUCAGCGCCUGGCUCAGCGCCUCCCAUGGCAUCGUCCCCAGGAACAUCCUGUACAGGAUCAGUGCUGCUGACGAAGAUCUGGUGUGGCAGUUUUCCCAGCCACCGUCCGAGCACAUAUUCCCCGUCCCCAACGUCUCCCAGAGCGUCGCCCUGCAGGUCCGCGUCCAGUCGCUCCCCCGCCAGCCCACCUACCCCACCCUGGCCUGUAGCAUCCACACCGGCCUGCCUCCCAUCUACAGCAAGACCCCCAGCCUCAGCCCCAACCUUGGCAGCCACGGUGGCCUGCCCACUCUGAAGAAGAGACAGGAGCCUGGCAAAGACAGCCUCCAUUCUAACUCCAACAUGUACGGCAAGAGCUCCAACUCCACGUCUAGCCUUCUACUCAACGGACUACCCAUCCCUAAUCUGCCCAUCAACAACAUCCCGAUCAACAGCCUUCCUCACGCCACCGUGUCACAUCCGUACAGCAAGAAGAGCCAGGAGCCUGGAGAGAACCACACGUUUCACAACGGCGAGCUCCCGCAGGUCAACAUCCCCCAGCGCCAGGGCUCGCCACUCUUCUACCGACCCGCCCGCUCCCCCACGCCUUCACGCUCCAACUCCCCCUCCCCGCUUCCCUCGGGUAAAGCAGGGAAGUGGUUGUACACGGCGCUCAACGGUUCAUCCGACCCCACCCCGGUGGACGACUACACCUGUGGCACCAGCAACACCGACCAGUCCAAGGCUCCUAUCCCAGAGCCUCUGAGAAGUUUCAAGAACUUGUCCCUGGCUGAGUCGUCCCGGUGCCCCUCCCCGAGGCCUUCCGGAAGCGAAACCAAUCCCCUCAUUGGCUCCCUGCUGCAGGAGCGACAGGAAGUCAUAGCUCGAAUCGCACAAAGGCUCAACUUCUGCGACCCGACGGCACCGCCACUUCCCCCAGGCCUGUUCGCCACCGACAGCCCUCACAAAGCCAUGUGGGGCGGCAACCACGACGACAAAGCCGCCGGUAAGACCAAAGAACUUGAGACGCGCCCUUACGAGUCGGUGGGACACGCUAAGCCUGUGCCGUUUAGCACCCCUGUGACAGAGACAUCGCGCUUUAUCAAGCGGGAGAGCUCCUCCCCGAAACCCGCCGCCUGCAGGAAACUGAGGAUGGCAGAGGAGUGGAACGGAGAAGUGACGGACAGAGAUAAGGAGAACAAUCGGGACAGCUCGCUCAUUGCCCAGGCGGUGCAAGACAUCACCAGGCUCAUCCAGGAGAGGCUGGCCGUCCCGCCUUUGUCCCCCCGGCACAGCCGCAGCACUAGCCCACUGCACCACCACGUGCACACGACCACAAUCACACACACCGUGCGCACGUAUUCUCAUCCCCCACCAGCCAGCAAUGGCUGCGCCAACGGCCAUGUACCCAGCCACGAACCUCAAAGAGACGGCAUGCACAACGCCGCCUCGCACUCGCCUGUUUGCACAGAGAAGCCCCGAGGCGGACCGCGGGCCGAACGCCGCUCUGCGCGGGCCCAAAACGGUGCUCAGUUUACACUUGAAGAGACCUCACUCAACGGCCAGGCCGACACCCGGGUCCCCUGCCGUUUACAUGCUUCCCCGCAGGAGAAGCUCCCAGUCAGGACACCCAGCAGCCAUGACACCCCGCCUCCCUCCCCUGUCCUGGAGAACAAACCAAGAAAUGCCCAGAUGUUCAGCUGGAACAACCACAGCGCCACAAACUGUUACAGAAUCCAUGACGACGGCAAGCCUCAGACUCUGCACCAGAACGACAUGCAAGCUCAGGCGUCCGCUCUGCGGGAUGAGAACCAGGCGCCCUCAGAGUGCGACUCCUUCGCAUCCAGUCCAGAAAUGACUCCAUCACCCUCAAUCCUCCGUCCUCACAGCCCCUCCCCCUUGCGUCCCUACAACAGCUGGAAGAAACAGAAUCGCCACUCUCUGGACGCCACGGCAACGAAGGCCUUCCACCCCUGCACCGGCCUGCCUCUGCUCUCCAGCCCCGUUCCUCAGAGGAAAAAUCAAACAGGUUACUUUGACCUGGACAUCUCUCUGACUGGUUGUAAGGGUUUGCCUUGGGCCUCUGGGAAAAGGGUGUGUCCAAAGAGAGAUGAGAACACCGAUGAGUCACAUCAGCUGUUCAGCGCCAGCGCUCCUCCUGCCAGUCUAAGCCUGCUAGGAAACUUUGAGGAGUGUGUGUUGAACUAUCGACUUGAGCCUUUAGGGACAGUAGAAGGUUUCACAGCAGAGGUGGGAGCCAGCGGCUCUUUCUGCCCAAGUCACCUGACCCUGCCAGUAGACGUGUCAUUCUACAGCGUCUCCGAUGACAACGCUCCCUCCCCAUACAUGGGUGUGAUUAACCUGGAGUCCCUGGGAAAAAGGGGCUACCGUGUACCUGCAUCAGGAACCAUUCAAGUGACCUUAUUCAACCCUAACAAGACAGUGGUGAAGAUGUUUGUUGUGAUGUACGACCUAAGAGCCAUGCCAGCUGGACAUCAGACCUUUCUACGCCAGAGAACCUUUUCUGUUCCCGUUCGCCGCGACGCCAACAAUCAGACCAACAGGAAGCCCCUCAUUCCGGGCCAAGGCCGCACGCUGCGCUACCUCAUCCAUCUGAGGUUCCAGAGCUCAAAGUCUGGAAAGCUGUACCUUCAUAGAGACAUCCGUCUGUUGUUCUCCAGGAAGUCCAUGGAGGUGGACAGCGGUGCUGCCUACGAGCUCCAGUCCUUCACAGAAUCGCCCAUAGAUCCUCCAUUUUCUCCUCGUUGCUGAAGCCCAACACUUCAUCUCUUCAUCUGACAGUCCAUUACUGAAACUUCAGCCACACCUCGAAGCCAGCACUAGACUCCAACUCACUCCAUCAGUCUGUUGUGUGACUUUUUUUUGUGAGAGAGAGAGAUGAGGUUGACCUGUAUCCGAAGACUUCACUUCCAUCCUGUUCAUCGCCCAAUAAAAUGAAAAUGGGGUCGACAAGGAGCCUGAGAGACUCGUCAUAGAUACACCUUGUUCUCUGUGAAUUGCACAUCCUUGGAACAGACGGAUUUAGACAGAAAAUUAGCUAUUGGAGGAGUUCAUGAUACUGUUCAAAAUGUGUUUUUUUUUUUUUUUUGCCAUAUUAGAAUCAUAUUGUUUCUUCUUUUCCUGGAAUUUAAUGCAUCCCCUCUAGUAUCUGGCUUUAAUUUAAUCAGAGAAGUUCAGGUCUUUUUUUUCUCUGCUGGCACAAAUCAAAAUGUUGUUUUUCCUCUCAGAAUAAGUUUCAUUUCUGUUUACGUUGUCUCCAAUUUCCUUCUAAUUCAACACAAAGCCCAUUAUUGCUAAGAUUCUCCUUAUUUUUCAUAUACGAUUGGGUCUAAGAACAUGAUCUCUAAUGUGUGACCCUAUGAUUCCUGAGCUGUUUAGGAGGAAGCAGGCGGAACCAGGCUGUGGCGCAACACUAAUCUUGGACCAUCAAGGAACAUGCAAUCACGAUAAUGUACCUGAAAACAUCGCAGCAGAACAUCAUACUGUGCACUGUGGAUUUUAUUUUUUUUUUUUUCCCCCAUUUGGUUCUUCGUUAUAACUGGAAACGGAACAGAAAAUAGUCAUAUUCUAAUACUUUUGUACUGUUACAAAAACCACUUUAUUGGAACUGUUGCAAUAGAAUGAGUAACAUUAGUUUAGUGUUUACACGUUCACUUUUCAAUUUACUUACCAUCAGUUUAUUUAAUAUUUAAAUUAAUAUUUCAGUUACUAUUUGUGACGUCUGUCAUGCUAAGAUGAUGUAGUGCAAACUGUAUAUCAUAGUGUGUAUUUUUGACAUUACUAUUCAAAUCUGAAAAAAUAUAUAUAUCUAUAUCUUCUAAAUCAA
Molecule: messenger RNA, 5542 nt
Organism: Xiphophorus maculatus (southern platyfish)
Lineage: Eukaryota; Metazoa; Chordata; Actinopteri; Cyprinodontiformes; Poeciliidae
Gene: atosa
Product: family with sequence similarity 214 member A
Exons: 12
Coding region: 1234-4467 (1077 amino acids)
Source: RefSeq, a predicted model, not a curated record